CUAUCUCAAUGUUUCAAUAGGCAUCGGCGCGAGGUUGAAUCCCAAAGUAUAAAGCUUGGCAUUACGAGGCAUCAGGACUUGUUAAGGAUCGCGAUUCAGCUACACUUCACCCAGUGGACACCUUGCCACGUCUCAACGGUUUUCACUAUUCGAAUCAGCAACUCAACUCUCUGCCUAAAAUGUCAUUCCCAUAUAAGCAAGUACUUCUAGUAGGUGCCACAUCGGGCAUUGGAGCAGCAAUGGCGGAUAAGCUUGUCGAAAACGGCAUCAAAGUCAUCGCUGUCGGUCGGCGCCAGGAACGACUAGAUGCAUUUGUCAAGAAUCACGGCUCAAGCAAGGCAGCCUCUGUCCGGUUUGACGUUACAGAUAGGGCAGGUCUCAAUGAUUUUGUGAAGAGGGUUUUUCCCGAUCUGGACUGUGUGUUCAUCAACUCAGGAAUCCAAAGUCAGAUCAAGUUGUCGGAACCUAGCAGUGUUGAUCUUGAUGCCUUUCGGGAGGAGAUAAACGUCAACUUCUUGAGCGUUGUCGACAUUUUGAUCAUUACCGGCACCCACCUUUCUCUGAUUCCGGCAGUGACUUUACCAGCAUACUCUGCCUCCAAGGCAGCUCUUCAUGCCUUUGUUUACUCUCUGAGGCUACAACUACAAGGGUCUAGCACUAAGAUCGUGGAGAUCUGGCCUCCCUUAGUGCAAACCGAAUUGCAUGAUUACAUGGGCGAGGAGAAAGGUCGAUCGAUGGGAAUGCCCGUUGAUGCGUUUACCAAUGAGACAUACAAGUAACUUGUUUCGGGUACUGAACACGUUCUGGUUGGCUCAGUUGGCCCGGAAGAAGCAUUUUUGGAAUUGGUCAAGGCAAGGCAGAAACAGUCGGGUGAUUCGUCAAAAUUCAUGCUCUCACACCCCUAGGGAGAGAAGAUGCCAAAAGCUUGAAAGUCUUGGCGGUCCACUCAAAUCCUCUCGCUGCUCAAUCUCACCGUGGAUCAGAUGCAACUUAGGUCACAAUGGAACAACAUUGAGAUGGCCAAGCGUGUUCAGAAUGUCAUUUUAC
Messenger RNA from Colletotrichum acutatum, 1047 nucleotides. RefSeq lists its product as uncharacterized. The transcript has 5 exons. Bases 180 to 779 code for a protein of 199 amino acids. The record is from RefSeq and is a predicted model, not a curated record. NCBI's taxonomy places the organism in Eukaryota, Fungi, Ascomycota, Sordariomycetes, Glomerellales, Glomerellaceae.